Penaeus monodon (black tiger shrimp) is the source of this 1348-nucleotide messenger RNA. RefSeq names its product BET1 homolog. The record is from RefSeq and is a predicted model, not a curated record. Gene Ontology annotation, biological process: endoplasmic reticulum to Golgi vesicle-mediated transport; vesicle fusion with Golgi apparatus. The coding region runs from base 138 to 488 and encodes 116 amino acids. The transcript is spliced from 4 exons. Gene Ontology annotation, molecular function: SNAP receptor activity. NCBI's taxonomy places the organism in Eukaryota, Metazoa, Arthropoda, Malacostraca, Decapoda, Penaeidae. Gene Ontology annotation, cellular component: SNARE complex; Golgi trans cisterna.
AAGUGAAGUGUAAAUAAACGUCAGUGCAAUCUCGGGCAGCGGAGUGGAAGGACGGGCGCGGCUGUCUCGUCUUAUUUCCCCUGUUAUGUCUGACAGCUGUUCUCCUCGCCUCUGUUGAAAAAUAACUCUAGGCCAAAAUGAGACGAGCUUACAACGCUCAGACUGGGCCCUAUGCCUAUGGCCAGUUUGGACAUAACAAUGACACCCAGCACCUGAGUGAGGAAAAUGAAGAAAUGACAUCAGAGUUAAAAGACAAAGUCAAGGCCUUAAAAUCUUUAACAAUUGAUAUUGGAAAUGAGGUUCGAAAUCAGAAUACUAUGCUGAAUGAUAUGGAUCUUGACUACCACAAAUCGGGUAAUUUCCUGGAGAGAAGCAUGAAGAGGCUUGGCAUAAUAGGCAAAGGGUCCCACAAUUACCACAUGGUUAUUUUGUUUGCUUUUUGUUUUCUGGUAUUUCUCUUGCUUUGGCUGGCUCUGAAGUUUCGGUGAUGAGGCUAAAGGUGCAGAGGCAUCACUUGUAGGUGUUCCUUUUGGAAAAUGGUGAAUUUUUUAUAUGCGGAAACAGUAUGAAAGAUGACGUUUUAGCAGGUUUGAAACUAUCUAUGAUUCCCCCCCUCUAUUUUUUUUUCUUCCUUUCUUUUCUCUUUUCUCUUCAUAGAUUUUUUAAAUGUAUCUUGUGUGAACAAGUCCUCACAAGUUCUCUCAAUUCUUUUUUUUCUUUUGUAUUUCCUUACUCUGGCUGGCUCUUUAGCAUUGAUGAUCUGGCCUUUGGUGCCUGAGCAUCAUCCGUCGCUAUUUUGGUAAUAGUCGUUUUUAUAUACAGUGGAGCAGUGUGGAAGAUUUACAUUUUAACUUGGUUUGAAAUCUCCUUUUUCCUCACAUAGUGUAGCCUCCAGUUUUCUUCUCUUUUUAUCUUCAUUUUAAGAGAGGGCAAGAGAAACUAAUAUUGAAAGGAUAUUAGCAGUUAUUACUCUGUCAGUAGGGAACAGGGACUUUUAAUAUCUGAUAAAGUAACUGUGAUAUGUUUGUCACUUGAUGGAAGUCAGUGUAAUUGCAGGUAAUCACUGAUAAUUGCUGAUAAUGUUAACAUGUACAACAUAUUAGAAGUAUUGGCUUCCUUUAAGGUUUGUUAAUGCGAAUGAAACUGUGUUGUAUUUCACUGGAUGUAUUCCUUGUCAGACGAGAUUGUAGCAUGUAUGAUAAUAAGAUUUAUUUGUAGUUCAUAAAUCUUAGUAACAGGUAUCAUUGUAUAUUGUUUCUAAAAUUAUUGAAGAUUAUACUGAAUGUUUCUACUAGUUAGAGAAUGUUUUAUCAAAUAAAGAAUUUAAUUUUGAUAAUCAUUAAUCACA